CAAUCACCAAUUUUAAAAAUUGUUUUUGUGGUUUACAUAAUAAUUUCUAUAAAAGUAUAAUUUCUAAUAGAAUACCUAUAGGUAUUGAAUUCAAUUACUGAAUAGAUUUAUUGUUUUGUCUGUUUUCAUACUUAAAAGUCCAGUUCAAUUUAUUUGAAAAACAAAGUGUAAUACACCUCAAGCUGCUUGAUAUUGUUAAACUUAACUUAAUUUAUUUAAAGUAUCUAUCAUGGAUUGGAUGUACGAUGGUACACGAAUACAAAAAGACGACUAUCUUUUGGGGAAGAAAAUUGAUAAAAAAUAUGGUGAAAGCACAGAUAAUGAUUCAAUUUUACCACCAAAAAUAUGCUCAACUGAUAAAUUUUCUCAAGUAGACUUGACAAAAAAAAUUUCAGAGGAUCCAUUGGUAAAUAUAAAAAAGCGAGAAAUUGAAGUUGCACAAAAAAUUCUUCAAAAUCCAAUGCGUUUGAAAAAACAACAAAAUAUUCAAAAAGAAAAACAUACUAUUGAUGAUCAUCAGCUAGAUAUGAUAUUAGUUAGCCGUUUGAAAUCAUAUGAAAAAGCUGGAUUAGAUCUCGCAAAAAUAUUGUCAAUUACCAAACAUAAAGAAAAAAAAGAACAUAAAAGAAAACACAAGACAGAUAAAUCUAGUUCUGAAGAAGAUGAAAAAAAUGUCAAUAAAAAAUUGACAAACAAGAAAAAAAAACAAUUACAAAAGUCAGGUAGUUUUGAACGAGAGAACAAAAAACAAAACGAUAAAAAAUCUCUUAAAUAUGAAGAUGAUAAGCAAAAAGACAACAAAAAUAAAAGGGAAAGAAAGACAUCAAUUUCAUCUUCAGAUGAUAAAGUUUCUUCUAAGAGAAAUAAAUUAACAAAAGAAUAUAAACAUCAUAAGAAUGAUAACCAAAAACAUAAAGAUCAUUAUAGAAAUCAUAGAUCAGUUAGUAUUGAUGAUAGAGAUAAUAAUUUUCAAGAUUAUAAAAAUAAAAGAAAUGAACGUAACAGAUCUAUCUCAAAAGAAAAAUAUGAACAAAAUGAUAAAACUUCAAAAUAUAAACAUGGAAAUAAUCAUUAUGUUGGUGAUAAUAAUAACAAAAAGUAUAGUGAUGACAUGAAAAAAGAUAGAAAAUAUAAAGAGCAAGAAUCUAAGAGUAGAGAGAAAAGACAUGAUAAUAAAAACAAACGAACAUUAAGUUCAGACAGAGAAUUGGAACGUAAAAAACCAAACAGUACUUCUGAACAUGGUAAAUAUAAGACUAAAAAUAAUGAGUACAAUCAUAGAUCAAACAGUUCUGACAAAGAACACGAGUCAAAAGUUUCUAAGGAUUCAAUAAAUAAGCAUGGACAUCAUAAAAAAUUGAAUAGUCGAAGAAGUAGAUCACCAGAGAGUCCCCCAAAAGGGAACAAACAUCUCAAAACAAAUGAAAUUAAAAAAGAUAAAAAAAGACAAAAUUCCAGUAGUUCAUCAAGUUCAGAAGAUGAAAGAAAGAAAAAUAGUACAGUGAAGCAGAUCUCCAAACAUCGACAUAGUCCAGAACUUCAAUCAGAUAGUGACAAAGAUGAACAUAAAGGCAACCAGAACUAUGGAUUAUAUGUUCCUAAUGGUAAAAUUGUAAGAAAAUCAUCUAUUAGUCCAACACCUGUAAAAGAGAAAAAAAAUUCAAGUAUUGUUCGACCCAAAUCGCCUCCUGCCAAGAAAAGGAAAUUGACUGAAAAAGAAAUGGAAAAAAUGAGAAUGGAAAUGAUGGAAAAUGCUAAAGUUAGAGAUAAAGAACGCUCCUCUAAUGUAAAACGUUACAGAAAAGAAGAUAAAAAAGAAGAGGAAAAACAAAAACCAUAUAAUAAAGAGUUUUUAAUUAAACAAAUGGCACAUGCAGCUUCACAAGUUAGUGUUGAAAGAAGUAUCAAGUCAAAUGUUAAUAAACUACAAAAAAAUAAUAAUAGUAUUGCUGAUUAAUCUUGUGUAUUUGUAUGUAAAUUAUCAAUAUUGUUUUUUUUUUUUUUAAUUAAUGUUUC
This is a messenger RNA of Rhopalosiphum maidis (corn leaf aphid), 2016 nucleotides long. Its product is annotated as pre-mRNA-splicing factor CWC25 homolog. The record is from RefSeq and is a predicted model, not a curated record. The coding region runs from base 230 to 1957 and encodes 575 amino acids. The transcript has 5 exons. Gene Ontology annotation, biological process: mRNA splicing, via spliceosome. Gene Ontology annotation, cellular component: U2-type spliceosomal complex. NCBI's taxonomy places the organism in Eukaryota, Metazoa, Arthropoda, Insecta, Hemiptera, Aphididae.